Messenger RNA from Polyodon spathula (Mississippi paddlefish), 1315 nucleotides. Its product is annotated as V-type proton ATPase subunit G 3-like. Gene Ontology annotation, cellular component: vacuolar proton-transporting V-type ATPase complex. The transcript has 3 exons. The record is from RefSeq and is a predicted model, not a curated record. Gene Ontology annotation, biological process: proton transmembrane transport. Lineage: Eukaryota; Metazoa; Chordata; Actinopteri; Acipenseriformes; Polyodontidae. Bases 35 to 385 code for a protein of 116 amino acids. Gene Ontology annotation, molecular function: proton-transporting ATPase activity, rotational mechanism.
CUGCUGUACUGAAUGUGAGAGCACUGGCCCAGCAAUGACCAGCCAAUCCCAUGGAAUCCAUCAUCUUAUACAGGCAGAGAAAAAGGCCAAGGAAAAGCUUGAUGAAGCUAAAAAACGAAAAGCAAGACGUCUAAAGCAGGCAAAAGAUGAAGCUCUAGCGGAAGUGGAACAUUAUCGUCAAAUGAGGGAAAAUGGCUUUAAAAACAAACAAACAGGUAUAAUGGGAUCUCAAGGUAAAUUUUCGCUCGAGGUGGAUGAGCAAACAAAAAACAAGAUCCAGACCAUCAACAGCAACUUCAAUCAGAACAAAGAGAGUGUUUUGAAGCAACUAAUUGAUAUGGCUUGUGGAAUCAAGGCUGAGAUUCAUGGUAACUAUCGAGGAUAAAAAAUAAUUCUACCCUACGUCGAACUGUAAGCGUUCAAGGUGUUUAAAUUGUCAUCAUCUAAAGUAGAAUGUUUUUUCCUGGUCGCAACAAAACAUAUUAAAAAAAAAUUAAAAAACUUGAAUUCUCUUUUCUUUUAAUGUGCCAUGUAAUGAUAAUCCAUUUCUUAUUUGCUUUUUUUUAGUCAAGACAAAAUAAAGCCUGAAUGAAAGACAAAGGCAUCAAAUGAAAAUUAGGUUUUACAUUAAUUACAUUAAUAGAGCGGUAUUGGUUAGUGAAUAUAUAAAAAAAAUGUUGCUACCAAAACUAAUUUAAACAGCUUUCUUACCCAACGGUCUCCUAGGAUUUCCACACACUAUCUAUUAUGACAAACCUUUACAAUUUAAAAUUACAAGCUUCAAAAAAACAUUCUAGUAUUGAUUUGUACUUUUUUUUUUUAAAUCUUUCUUGUACUGUUUUUUCUUGAUUCUCCUUCCUAGAGCAUUGUAGAGUUGCAGGCAAAGUCUCAUUGGGAAUGCAUGGGCUAUGUCUAGAGCCAAUGGAAUAUUAUGAAACCAAAAUCUACAGAAUAGAUAAACACUGUUAAGCAGAAUCAUUUUAACGAGGAACCAUCAUCAAUUGACAGUACUGUUUUUCUUUUCAUUUUACAAUAUUUUAAAUGCCAUAUGCCAUCCCUUUCUUUCUUAAAUUGGUAAUCUGUAGAUAGUUCCUUACCCUGAAUGUCAUGCUUGAAAUCAGCAGAUGCCUCCUCGAUAGAUAGCAUCUGACCAAAACUCCUGGUAACACCACUGUUGAUUUUUGGCCCAUCGAUGCUAUAGCACCUGCAUUCUCUCUUGGCAAAGGAUGUGUAUGUACAGGGGAUUGUGAAUUGUGCGUUCUUCAAAAAAAAAAAAAAACAAAGUCUUCUAAACAAAUAAACUGGUUUCUGCUUA